GCAAAGCGCAAGAGCACACAUGCUUUUGGGACGAGCGAACAUCACAGAGCACGAAGUUGGACCAAACCGGACUCUUGUAAAGGAUAAAGACUUGUCACCUCUCAAGAACUCAGGUUGUGUGAGGGGAGGAAGUUGUGAAGUCACGCGGAGGAGAAGCAGUUACUGUUGGGUUUACAGACCCGGAGUAAGGCUUGGCUCGGUACACCAGAAGGAACCAAGCCUUCUUUCAGAGGUCCUCUUCUUCCACACAGUCAUACCCUACCAGUGACUGUGCAAAUCCAUUCACAGACGGACACAGAACUUAACAAAAUCUCUUGUACCCUAUAUUUGAAAGGCGUUUUCAAUCCUAAAAGUACACUAUCGGAAGACUGCAUGGUGAAAGUGUUACCUUGUUAGACACCCACAGGGCUAUAGACAGAGGCUCUACUUAUCAAACCCACUCACUGUCCCUACCCUGGAGAAAAAGGCUUAUUUCGCAUCUAACGCUAGCAUCUAACGCUAGCCCGAAGUGCUGCGUGUUGCUUUCACAUUCAGCGCCAUUGAUCCACUGACCGCCCUGUAAUUUGAUUAGCAUUCUAGCCUCUCUUGUUUAAAAAAAAAACACACACAGGCAACCCUCCAAAUGACACACUGUUUUCACAAAUAUUAUUGGCCCUGUUGAUCAUGAGGCACAUGCUGCUGUCAGCUCAUGCAAUCACCAUCCACUACAAACAACACCUGGGUACGAGGGUCCCAUCUGCACACUAUUAGCCCCCAUUGAGAGAACUGGAGAGUACUACUACACUUCCCUGUGUUGUACUGCUAUGUUUAUUCACUCUGGCAGGUGCUAGUGUCAUGUCCUAUUUGUCCGGGCGGCUGUCUGUGUGAAUGGAUACGACAGGGUUAUGAUGAACACGUGCUGUUGUCGUCUUCUACUGCCUACGGUUGGGUCACUGUGAGGGGAAGAGAUCCUAGGUCUGAUCAUACUGUUUGUCUAUCACCCUGUCAGAAGGGAUCAAGACCAAAUCUCUCUUGAAGUAGACACUUCAUCUCAAAGAGACUAACAUCUCAAAGGAUAAACAAAGGCUGACUAGAACACAUCAGUCUGUCCAACAGUCUGUCUGGUUGUACCCCCAACUGUGGCCCACCUCUUGCCCGCUCCCCCCACCAUCCAGUCUGUGUGUAAGUUCUGCCGACGGACUGCUUGGAGGAUGAGCGAUGUCCCCACCCUGGACUAUGAGCUGCUGCUGUCCCCUGGGCCCUCCCUCCCUGGGCCCCCCAGCAGCCGCUCUGGUGGGGGGCGACGCGGAGCAGAGGACGGCCUUUGCCUUCGUGGGGCUCCUCAUGCUCUUCCUUGUCUUCCUGCUGGUGCGCUGCUUCCGCAUCCUGCUGGACCCCUACAGCCGCAUGCCAUCCUCCUCCUGGACCGAACACAAGGAGGGCGUAGAGAGGGGGCAGUUUGACUACGCCCUGGUCUAGACCUGGGUCGUGUUCAUUAGGCACCAAACGGAAGAAAGGGGACUGAAACAGGGAGGGACUACCCGAACUUGUCCAAAAAGAAAAUGUUGUUUUCAUUUUCCGUUGCACAACGUUUCGCUACGGUGUGCCCUAAUGAAAACGACCCCGGUAGUGUCUAAAGGGGGCAGUUUGACUGGCCCUCUGGUAGAAACAGAGACCACAGUUGUCAAGACCGGAUCCCUCAACACCCAGACCAAGACCUUUGACUACAUGCUGCUGCAGAGACCGAGGAAAGAUGAGCCGUUUUGACUAUAUGCUGCCAUCAAGGCCCACACCAAAACCAGACCACACGGAUUGCUUGAGACCCAGACUAUUACCAAGACUAGACCAUUUGAGACCUAGACUUGCAACUCAGAGCCAGAGGUAGAAAGGGGUUGUAUGUACUGCACUGCUGCCUUAAUUUGCUGCAUUCCCCUCACAACACUUCCUCCUCAUCUUUUAGUCCCUGUAGAUUGGCUAAUAUGCAGGGGAGUGCUGUCAAAGCCAUUACAAACACAAUGGGAUUUCAAACAAGAUCCUUCCAUAUGAAACGUAUAGGCUAUAUCAGAGGAGCUUUCAAUAUUUACAUCACACCUGUUUCUGUACUUCCCAGUUUAUGAUUUGUUACAGUAUAUUUGACAGUCGUGACCUUUUUUAAAUAUUGAUUGUCCUCUGACAAAUGAUCAAUUGUAUUUUUCCCUCAUAGAUUUCCGACUGGGUUGAGAUAUUACAACUGUGUUGAGAUGCAUCCGCUCUUUUAAGAAUCCAGACUGGUGAUUUGUCUUCAAAGGAACAUUAGUAGUGUGUUUUGUGUUGGUAUAACUGAAACAAAGCCAUAUCUAUAAUAUAUAUGUACACAUACAUACAUGUUGUUUGGUUGCCCUGUUAGCUUUAACCACCUUGCCAAGCUUAGUGAAAACAUGCACUCUACAACUGCGACUUUUAGACCAGAAAUGCUUUAUUUUUGUAUUCCAACUAAAGUUUGGACGGAGUCUCCUUUUGCUAAUAUUUCCUGUGUUUUCUCUGAUUUGUAGCACUCUCAAUUUUGUCUUUGGUCUGUGAUUCUUGAGCUAGCCUAGCUACACAACGAAACAUGAUAUUCUUCCAUAUAUGAAGCACGGCAGCAAUUUUUCAACUCGCCUCUACUUGGCGAUAUUUUCUUUGGUCUCGAUUUGGAAGAAACUCUUAUAAAUGUCUGUGUUCAGUUGCAGGUGGUACUCCGAAAAACAGAAAAUUCAGAAAAAUAUUACAUCCACUUUUUCCACCGCAUGAGGUUUCUCGCCAUGUUAGCUGCCGCACAUCUCGCAUUUCCCAACAUCUUUGCUGGAACUAGUCAAUGCGCUUCACACAGUACGACCAAAACAAAGAUCUACACACAUGCAAGAGGCAUUUCUCACUCAGAGCCAUAGCUACAAUAUUUUUGAAUUUGAAUUUAAUUUAUUUUUAACUCAUUCGGGGUCUCAACUUACUGUUGAGUUAGAAUAGUAGAAUACACAAGGCAAUUUCUAAACUUGGUUGUGCUUCAGAAGUUUUACUUAUCUGUCCCUCAAUUAGCCCAUGUCAGUUAACAUGGUUUAAAUUUCUAAAUUAGUCUUGCUAGUUAUCUUAUCAUGGCCGAAUUACCAUGCCUUGGGACCCUGACCUCCAGGGGGAGCCAUUAGAUUUUGUUAGUCACUCUCACCCAGAUAUCAUGUUAACAUGGCGAAAUGUGUAGAAUUGCAGGGAAUUAGAUGUAAAACUGUAAGAACAACAAUCUUAUUUGUUUACCUUUUUUUUUUUUAUAAAAUAUUUGUUCUGCUAACAGAUCCCUCUACAUAAUAAAUUAUAGUUUUUAAACCCAGCGCUGAGUUAAUGUGUAGCGGCUAAUUGUAUACUGUAUGUGAAUGAAGCUACAGCAACCAAUGUGAUGUCUGGGGUCAUUUUUACUUGUUUUUGCUGUUCUCGAAAUAGCAUUUUAGUUUAAAAAUGCAGUAAAUGAGCUUCAACGUUGUUAAACCCAGAGCAGACAGCUUUGCUUGCGUUUUAAGAUUUAUAAGUAGAUAUUUUUCACAACUGCUUUGUUUUUGCAACGCAGGGUUUAAUUUUGUGAAAUAAACAUGUUUUUUUCUUCAAUUUGUGUUUCCAGUGUGGGAGUGUAUUCCUCUUCCGUAAAAUCAAUAAAGCAUU
Oncorhynchus kisutch (coho salmon) is the source of this 3642-nucleotide messenger RNA. RefSeq names its product cortexin-1-like. The record is from RefSeq and is a predicted model, not a curated record. NCBI's taxonomy places the organism in Eukaryota, Metazoa, Chordata, Actinopteri, Salmoniformes, Salmonidae.